Messenger RNA from Zingiber officinale, 2476 nucleotides. RefSeq names its product E3 ubiquitin-protein ligase COP1-like. The transcript has 13 exons. Bases 111 to 2201 code for a protein of 696 amino acids. Gene Ontology annotation, biological process: proteasome-mediated ubiquitin-dependent protein catabolic process. The record is from RefSeq and is a predicted model, not a curated record. Gene Ontology annotation, molecular function: protein binding; ubiquitin protein ligase activity. Lineage: Eukaryota; Viridiplantae; Streptophyta; Magnoliopsida; Zingiberales; Zingiberaceae.
UAUUUGAGAACACCUCCGACGCCCAAUCUACUCCGCUUUGCUGCUUUACACCGUCGCCACUCGUUUGACAGUGCCUGAUUCCGUCCCAUUCGGUAGUCUCCCUCCGAUCGAUGGGCAGUUCCUCUGCUGGAGCGCUGGUGCCUUCCGUAUCGAAGACGGAGGAGAUGGGGGCUUCGGUCGCACCCCCCGCAGUCUCCUCCUCGGAGACCACGGACGUCGCCGGAACGCCAGCCGCGCCGGAGGCAGAUAAGGUACCAGACGGAGUUCGGGAUCCGGCGCCCGCGGCGUCAGAGGAGGAAGCUGAGCGCGACAAGGAUCUUCGCUGCCCUAUCUGCAUGGGGGUCAUCAAGGACGCCUUCCUGACGGCCUGCGGCCACAGCUUCUGCUACAUGUGCAUUGUCACCCACCUCAACAAUAAGAGCGAUUGCCCCUGCUGCGGAAUUUACCUCACCAAGAAUCAACUCUACCCGAAUUUCCUUCUCAAUAAGCUUUUGAAAAAGCAUUCAGCCUGUCAAAUUGCAAAAACAGCAUCCCCAGUUGAGCAUCUUCGUCUAGCAUUGCAACAGGGAUGUGAGAUGUCAGUUAAAGAGUUAGAUGGUCUGCUGGGUCUGCUCACUGAGAAAAGGCGGAAAAUGGAACAACAAGAGGCCGAAAUGAAUAUGCAAAUUCUGCUUGACUUUUUACAGUGUCUAAAGAAGAAAAAGUUAGAAGAGCUAAAUGAGGUACAAACUGAUUUACAGUACGUCAAAGAAGAUAUAAAUGCCGUUGAGAAGCACAGAACAGAACUUUAUUGUGCAAGAGAAAGAUUCUCUGUCAAAUUGCGCAGUUUGGAUGAUCCGAUUGCAACAAAAUUGUGGUCUCCCAGUGCUAACCAGCAUAAUAGUAUACUUGUCUCAAAUGCUCGAAGCUCUCUUGUGGGAACAUGCUCUGGAAAUUUACAAGCGAAGAGUAAUGAUGUAAAAGUUCAACUGAGCCAUCAAGAGUACCAAAGGAAAGAUGCUUUUAGUGGUUCUGAAACGAGUCCUCUGAUUCAAUCAGGAAGAAUCAUAGCAAGAAAGAGAAGAAUUCAAGCUCAGUUUAAUGAGCUUCAAGAAUGUUACUUACAAAAGAGGCGGCUCAGAGCGAACCAAAUACAUGGUCAAGAAGAAAAAAAAGUAAAUGUUAAAGUGAGAGAAGGAUACCAUGCCGGACUAGAUGAUUUUCAAUCUGUGCUAACUACAUUUACAAGAUACAGUCGGUUACGUGUUAUUGCGGAACUUAGACAUGGAGAUUUAUUUCAUUCAGCAAAUAUUGUGUCAAGCAUAGAGUUUGAUCGUGAUGAUGAAUUUUUUGCUACUGCUGGUGUUUCGAAGCGCAUUAAAGUGUUUGAAUUCUCAACAGUUGUUAAUGAACCAUCAGAUGUGAAUUGCCCUGUUGUAGAAUUGGCAACACGAUCUAAACUUAGUUGCCUAAGUUGGAACAAGUACUCAAAAAACAUCAUUGCAAGUAGUGAUUAUGAAGGGAAUGUAACUGUAUGGGAUGUAAAUACUCGCCAGAGUGUGAUGGAAUAUGAAGAACAUGAAAAACGGGCAUGGAGUGUUGAUUUUUCUAGGAUGGAACCAACAAUGCUAGUUUCUGGUAGUGAUGAUUGUAAGGUGAAGGUGUGGUGCACAAAGCAAGAAGCCAGUGUUAUCAACAUUGACAUGAAAGCAAAUAUUUGUUGUGUUAAAUACAAUCCAGGGUCAAGUUUUCAUGUUGCGAUUGGUUCUGCUGACCAUCACAUUCACUAUUUUGAUCUGAGAAAUACUAGUACUCCACUACGUGUUUUCAAGGGGCACUGGAAAGCAGUAUCUUAUGUAAAAUUCUUGUCCACCAAUGAACUUGCAUCUGCAUCAACAGACAGUACAUUGCGACUUUGGGAUGUAAAAGACACAUGCCCAGUGCGGACCUUCAGAGGGCACACGAAUGAGAAAAAUUUUGUGGGUUUAACAGUCAACAAUGAGUACAUUGCUUGUGGUAGUGAGACAAAUGAAGUAUUUGUGUACCAUAAGGCAAUCUCGAAACCAGCUGCAUGGCAUAAAUUUGGAUCUUCAGAACUUGAUGAUGCAGAAGAUGACGUUGGUUCAUAUUUUAUUAGUGCUGUUUGUUGGAAGAGUGACAGUCCGACAAUGUUGACAGCCAAUAGCCAGGGAACAAUCAAAGUUCUUGUACUUGCAGCAUAGACGUAUAGAAUAGUGGUACAAAGCCACUCUAUAGUCAACCCUUUGCAGUCAAGUGCUGUGGGUAGAUUUAAUUUAGUUUCUCAUUUUAUUUGGAGUUGCUCUUCCUAUUAUUUUCUUGAAUCAUCGGACUGGCCAAACAAGCCAUUGGCGAUUACCGUGACUUGUCAUUUCUCUGUGUACAGUGUUGUUUGUUAAUAUGGGGUAAAUUUGCUGGUUGAUUUUGUUAUACUUUUCUUUUAAUUAAUGUUUAAAGAGCCAUGUGAUUGUGAUUAUUA